AUGCCGGGUGGCAAGGACGACGCCGGCCGGGGUCAUACCGAGCCAGUCACGCAUCGCAUUGCCGUUUUACAGGAGACCGUUAUAUAUUCCUACCACAUAGUUCAGGCGGUGAUCAUUCGUCUGAGAGGUCACGCUGAGAGGGCUGGACGCCAGCUUACCAAGGUUCGCCAGCAGCUUGACGAGAUUGCAGAGCGCCUCGACGUUCUCGUGCUUGAUUUCAUGCGUCAGCCCAACGUGCCGGGAGACAAAGUCGAUGAAGUUCGCAGAUACCUUGAAACAGCUCGGUCGGGGAUCCUUCGUGUUGAACGUCACAUGUCUGAAGCCAGAGCCCGGCUUGACGUCAUCGAAGAUCGGCUGCACGAUGUUGCGUAUGGCUAUGGCGUUGAUCAUGAUGACACAGACCGUCCUCAUCCUGGUGGCCAAGAUGAUGAGGGCGCAAGAGACCAGCCUGCGACUCAUCAUGAACGUUUGAAGGCCGCUGCUCGCGCCGAAUGCGCAAGGCGUGGUGUCAUCUUGGGCGUUGAUGAGGUUCGCCCGGCUGAAAAACCCGUCAAUGUCCGUCCCCAGACGCUUCCGAUUCAUAUUUUGGGAACCACUCGCGGUCUGGACCAGAUGGAAAGUCGCGUCAAUGCAGCCAAAAGUCGCAUUCAGUUCAUCCAUACCAGACUUACUACCGUGGAAAAGUUUGCCGAAGCUGGCUACUGUCAAGCAGUCGAUCUAGUUGACGAAGCCGUCAACCUGCUUAACCGUGGCGACCUUGAACAUCCCGGUCUCAUCAGGUUUCCAAACAUUGGCGACCUUGAAAACAUUGGCAUCCUUGAAAACAAUGGCAACCGUGAAAACAAUGGCAACGCUGAGAACGAUGGCAACGGUGAGAGCAAUGACGAGUUUAACAUCCAAACCGUCCUCAACAUCCUUGAACGCUUUUUUGAACGAAUGUUGCGAAUUCUCCAUCGCCUCUUGUAA
Drechmeria coniospora is the source of this 966-nucleotide messenger RNA. RefSeq lists its product as uncharacterized. The transcript has a single exon. Bases 1 to 966 code for a protein of 321 amino acids. NCBI's taxonomy places the organism in Eukaryota, Fungi, Ascomycota, Sordariomycetes, Hypocreales, Ophiocordycipitaceae. The record is from RefSeq and is a predicted model, not a curated record.